This is a messenger RNA of Knipowitschia caucasica, 342 nucleotides long. NCBI's taxonomy places the organism in Eukaryota, Metazoa, Chordata, Actinopteri, Gobiiformes, Gobiidae. The record is from the annotation of a GenBank genome assembly.
AUGGCCAUCCAUAGAGCUUCCAUGGAAAACCGUAUCGCUCUUCCUCUGGGCCAAAGAAACGGUGAAGUCGAUAACCGUCUUCACUUUUACAAGGACGGACAAGGCUUCAUAGUAAACUCCAAGAGGAAGUUUGAGCUUCAUCAGUCUUUAAUUUUGACCGAUGAGACGCCCAAAAAACAGGUGACAGUACCUCAAGGCAACACCGCUCCAAAACCAAAGAGUGUGAAACAACGACACAGUCCAACCGCAGUGAGCUGUCGUUGGUUGAAGGACAACUUGGUCAGGAGCGCCCUGCCACAGGCUGCGCAGGCGGCUCUGCACAGGAUCAAGCCAGGCGACUGA